Penicillium daleae is the source of this 1008-nucleotide messenger RNA. RefSeq lists its product as uncharacterized. The coding region runs from base 1 to 1008 and encodes 335 amino acids. Lineage: Eukaryota; Fungi; Ascomycota; Eurotiomycetes; Eurotiales; Aspergillaceae. The record is from RefSeq and is a predicted model, not a curated record. The transcript is spliced from 5 exons.
AUGGAUUCCACCACCCUGAUCAUUCUCUGGGUGUUUACCUGGGCCGCAAUCGGCUUGAUACUCCUUCGACUGCUGGUGCGCAAACUGAAAGGAUUGCAGUUCAUCAUGGGCGAUUAUUUCUCAAUGGGGGCAAUUCUCUGUGCGCUCGUACGCCUCGCCUUGGUCCAUGUCGUUCUCAUCUGGGGAACCAACAAUAUGACUACCACGUUCAGACACACGCACCAUUUCACACCCGAAGAGAUCCGCCGCAGAGAAAUCGCAAGCAAGUUUGUGCUCACUAAUCGAGUAUUCUAUAAUUCCUAUCUUUGGUUGCAAAAGCUGGUUCUGCUGGAUACCUAUCGCAGACUGCACACAAACCUUCGCUGGGAGAAGAUGACGAUGAUCUCAUAUAUUGGCAUCUUUGCAGCGACCUAUGUAGCUGUACAGAUCGUGACUUUUACGGAGUGCGAUCCCUUCAACCAUUACUGGAUUGUGUUGCCGGAUCCUGGCACAUGCUGCCAGGCACAGCUUCAGUUGAUUGUUCUCGGUGUCCUCAAUAUCAUCACCGACGUUAUGCUUAUCGCUAUGCCGAUUCCAAUUCUAGUUCUGGUCAAACGAUCUAUUGUUGAGAAAUUCCAGCUGGCAGCCCUCUUCACUGUCGGUCUCUUCAUCGUCGCUAUCACAAUCGCUCGACUACCUCAAAACGCUAAAAAUGCCACUGCACAAGUGAAUAGAACGACUUGGGCAUCCGUUGAGCUACUUGCUGCCGCUGUUGUUGCCAAUGCGCCCGUCUUGUACGGACUAUUUAAAGGACAGAGGCAAAAGUCCAAGUACAACGCAUCGGGAGCCGGAUCAGCAGGGCCGUCGUGGCCGGGACUUCAACAGAGGUUACCAAACGAGUCGGAAUUCGAACUGCAAGGGGCCCAUCACGGUAAUAGAGGAUCUGCGAUUGGUUCAAAGAUAUCAUCUAGGAAUUAUUUAGAGAUCGACGGCGAGAGUUGUCGAUCAUUAGCUCGACCUCCGCAAUAG